Messenger RNA from Saccostrea echinata, 1212 nucleotides. RefSeq names its product slit homolog 1 protein-like. The transcript has 3 exons. Bases 37 to 1212 code for a protein of 391 amino acids. NCBI's taxonomy places the organism in Eukaryota, Metazoa, Mollusca, Bivalvia, Ostreida, Ostreidae. The record is from RefSeq and is a predicted model, not a curated record. Gene Ontology annotation, cellular component: extracellular matrix. Gene Ontology annotation, molecular function: protein binding.
ACGAAGAAAGAAAGCGCGGAAAGCAGACCAGCUAAAAUGGCGGCUGGGAAGUGGUUCUGCCUUUUCCUAGGUUUCUUAACAUUUACCAUCACCCAAGGAAAUCCCGGAACAUGCUCGGAAAAAACGGGAAACUACGAUAGCGUCCGUCCUGUUCGGUGUACACUUCCUGGAGGUGGAACACUGUCCAACACAUUUUCUACGUUCUCAUGGCAGAGACUGGAGAUGAUCGAGUACCAGACUGGUGUCCAAUCGAGUCAGUUUUCGGGAUUUUCUUCAGCCUCUACCGCCUCUUUUGAUUCUUCCUAUCCACAUUCACUCACCAUUAUCUGUAAACCUGGGAUUACCUCUUUCACUGUUGCUGCCAAUGCAUUUUCUCAGUUUCCCACUCUUCAGGUGUUAGAGUUUCAGGAGUGUCCGAUCACGUCAAUUCCUGCAAACGCCUUCCCCAAUCACUUCUUGGAUCAUUUAAUUUUCACUGGCGGGAAAAUAGACUCUAUUGAUGCUAAUGCUUUUAGUGGUCUUAACAUAAGCAGACUCUCUAUUCCUGGGGCUGUUGGUGGUAUAACUAUCAACAGUGCUCUCACCGCAGGCCUUCCAGAAACAGUAUUCGAUAGCCUUACGUCCAUGGAAUCUCUAGCCGUUAAUGGCGCUAAUUUGAACACCAUCACUGUCGGCCACAUUGGAAGUCUGGCUAACCUCAAAUAUUUGAGUCUAAAAGACAACCUGAUUACUAACAUAACUACCGGCAUCUUUACCAAUAUGAAGAGUCUGUCUUAUGUGGAUCUAGCGAAUAACAAGUUUACCUGUACGUGUAGCGAUCUGUGGUUCCUCCAAUACACAGCUGAGAACCACAUCAAUCUGCUGGGAGGGCCUCUGUGUGGAACCCCCGCCUCUCACGACACAAAGAGGGUGACGGUGUACUACUCAGAGAUCUGUGCUACUGAGGACGUGUGUGGUGAUACAGUUGGACUGGCUAUGGGUAGUAGCUGUAUGCCACUAUACCAACUGAUGAGCUUCAUCUUGCUUUUAAUCAUCCUCGUCCUCUCCUGCUUGGCACUUGGCUGUAUCUGUAAGACUCGGAAAGAACUCACAAGGGUACAGAGAAGAAUGAAGAACAAACGGGCCAGCUCUUGGAAUAGGGUACAGGAAGCUAUGAAACAACGGAGCGGAGCAAAACAAAAACCUCCAGUCGGCAAAAACGGAUGGAUCUAA